ACCCGCUUGUUUAUUUUUUCUCCUGUUGACCUUUUCUUUAAAGUGACGACAUCUGGAGUUACCACUACGACCAGUUGAGUUUCAGCUUGUUCUGCUUCAUGCACCAGGAGUACUACAGGAAAAUGACAGUGGCUCACCAGGCCUUUGUGACUCUGGCCACUACUGAUGCCUACUGUAAGGGGAGUCUAGUGGUGGGCAAGUGUUUACGAAGGCAUGGAACAACUCGAAAAUUGGUGGUGAUGAUCUCUCCCAGUAUUAGCAGAGAGACACGUGUGUCUUUAGAGGACGUGUUUGAUGAGAUCAUAGUGGUGGAUGUGUUGGACAGCAGGGACAGUGCUCACCUCUCCUGGCUGAGACGUCCAGACCUAGGUGUCACUUUCACCAAGAUUCAUUGCUGGACGCUCACACACUACACUAAGUGUGUGUUUCUGGAUGCCGACACACUCGUGUUGGGCAACGUAGAUGAGCUUUUCGAGCGAGAGGAGUUGUCAGCGGCUCCAGAUCCAGGCUGGCCGGAUUGCUUCAAUUCUGGAGUCUUUGUUUUCAGACCCAGCCUGGACACCUACUUACGCCUGCUGAAGCACGCUGACCUGCAUGGCAGCUUUGACGGAGGUGACCAAGGACUUCUAAACUCCUUCUUCAGUGACUGGGCAACAAAAGACAUCAACAAACAUCUACCGUUUAUUUAUAACCUAAGUGCCAGUGCACUGUACACAUACUUACCUGCUUUCCACAAGUAUGGUCAUCAGGCAAGAAUUAUUCACUUCCUGGGUGGAACCAAGCCCUGGAACCUCCAAUACAACCAGCAACCGUCCAGUGAUGUUGAUCCAUUGGAUUUCAGCAGGAAUUUGGAGCGCUAUGUAAAUAUGUGGUGGGAGGAGUACAACAGCCAGACAGGCCAGCAAAGGCAGCAGCCUUUGGCAGCACUACAGACGGCUCCUCAGCCUCAAAGCCAAGAGACGGACUCGGAGUCCCAGAGUAGCGAAGAAGAGACGCUCAGCCAGCCGCAUGGAGAUUUGACUUUGAACGUGCCCGGCUCAAGUUCAUGUUGUCAGCUGGAGGAGAUGAUGGGGAAUGAGCCGAUUUUGGCAAGUUCUGACCUGAGUGAUGCUGAGGAAUCAGAAGGCUCAGAGCUCCAGUACUCAUCCUCUGAUCAGGAAGAAGAAGAAGAAGACAUGGGGACAGAGUCUGCUGAAAAACUGGCUGUAUCGGAACCAGACGCUGAUGCAGUGGAGAGUGAGGAGGAGCGUCGGAGGCAGUGGGAGGAGGGCCGAGCAGAUUAUCUGGGCAAAGACGCCUUUAAAAACAUCCAGAAAAGACUUGACCAGUUCCUAAAUUAGGCAAUACGUCCAACAAAUUCUCAUUUACAUCUGUCUGCUUUCAUUUCAUUACAACAACCUUUUUCUAAAUAACUGCUUCAAUACAGUCGCUCUUGAAAAAAAAUAACAGGCUGUUUAAACUGAAAGUCUAAUAGUCAACUAUACUCAACUUAUUGAUAUGCAACUUUUAUUACUGAUCCGUAUCAUCACUGUUGAAACAAAACCUUGUAUUGCCAAAAGGGUAACUUUGUAAAAGUAGGGAAAAUGUUCUGAACCUUUAAUGCAAGAUUUUGUUUCAGUUCAUUUUGGACCAUUUCUUUUAGUCCAUUUGUGACAAAGUGUUGACAUAAUGUAAGUAAUGGGUGUUAAACAUUUUCUAAUGAUCAAGGUUUUGUUUGGACAGUGAAGAUAUCUUUCUUGUACACAUGACGUAUUUGACAGUAUGUAUUAUUUUCUAUUUAAUUAGCUAUUCUUGAAAUAUAAUCACACUGUAUGUGAGAAUCAUUUUGUACUUUCUGUAAGAUUGCAAUAACAUUGUGCUUUUUUUGCUGUUUCUUCUAGAGCUCAGUUAGAGCCACUGAUCAUUCUGAUCUUAAGAUUCUCAUAUUAUCACAUGACUGUGCAACUGUACACCAAUCCAGUUCAUGUAUGUAUUACGAGAUUCUUAUUAAAAGAAUGUUUUACACUA
Molecule: messenger RNA, 2007 nt
Organism: Colossoma macropomum (tambaqui)
Lineage: Eukaryota; Metazoa; Chordata; Actinopteri; Characiformes; Serrasalmidae
Gene: gyg2
Product: glycogenin 2
Exons: 10
Coding region: 99-1340 (413 amino acids)
Cellular component (GO): cytoplasm
Molecular function (GO): glycosyltransferase activity
Source: RefSeq, a predicted model, not a curated record